ACUAGAUUCUGUGUGAUGGAUUCAGUCAAUUCGUUCAAGGGCUACGGCAAAGUGGACGAGAUCGAAGAAGCUGCAUUCAAGAGAAAAACUCGGAGGCGCGUGAUCAUACUCUCCGUCUCAGUAGUUCUGUUUAUCGGUCUUGUGAUCGGAGUUGUCGUCGGAGCUGUAGUCCACAGCAAGAAAUCCGGCGAUGUUUCGGGUUCGAGUAAAACCCCGUCGGCGGCGAUCAAGUCGGUAUGCAGCGUGACGCAAUAUCCGGAGUCAUGUUUCACGAGCCUGCACGAGUCGAACUCCACCGACCCGGAGAAGAUCUUCCAGUACUCGAUGACGGUGGCGAUGGAUUCCCUCGUGAAGGUUUCUUCCUUCCCGGAGGAGUACAUGAACAAGACGGACAAUGCGGCGGUGAAGGCGGCGCUGGAGGUCUGCAACGAGGUGCUCGACGACGCUGUCGCCUCCCUCAACGACUCCAUCUCCUCCAUGCACGGCGGCGGGAAGAUGAUCUCCGUCGAGGGGAUCGAAGACCUGAAAACGUGGCUGAGCACCGUGAUCACCGACCAGGAGACGUGCUUCGACGCGCUCGACGAUGCGAACGCGACCUUCGUCGUCGAGAUUAGGGUUUUGAUGAAGAACUCGACGGAGUUCGCGAGCAACAGUUUGGCUAUCGUGUCGAAGCUUCUAGGUCUUCUCGGAGAUUUCAAGCUUCCGAUUCACCGGCGGUUGUUGGGUGAUUCUGAAUUCCCGGCGUGGGUCGGGGCGGCGGAGCGGCGGCUACUGCAGGCGGCGGUCAAGCCGAGGCCGGACUUGACGGUGGCGCUAGAUGGCAGCGGAGAUGUGAGGACUCUAAGAGAUGCGGUGGCGAGAAUACCGAAGAAGAGCGCGAAGAGAUUCGUGGUGUACGUGAAGAGGGGGAUUUAUGUCGGGAAUGUGGUUUUGGAUAAGUCUUUAACGAACGUUAUGUUUUACGGCGACGGCAAAACCGCCACCAUUUUUUCCGGCAGCAAGAACGUCGUCGAUGGUACUCCGACUUUUUCCACGGCCACCUUUGCCGUCGUCGGAAAAGGAUUCAUCGCACGAGACAUAGGGUUCAAAAACACGGCCGGACCAUCCAAGCACCAAGCCGUGGCCAUGAGAUCCGGCGCGGACCAAUCCGUCUUUUACCAGUGCGCGUUCGACGCUUUUCAGGACACACUCUACACCCACUCGAACCGUCAAUUCUACCGCGAGUGCGACAUAACCGGAACGGUUGACUUCAUCUUCGGCAAUUCCGCGGUGGUUCUCCAAAAUUGCAACAUCUUGCCUAGGCAACCCAUGUCGAACCAAUUUGUGACAAUAACCGCCCAAGGAAAGAAGGACCCUAAUCAAAACACGGGCAUUUCGAUCCAACGGUGCACCAUGAGCCCAUUGGGCACACUCACCGCCCGAACGUAUCUCGGCAGACCGUGGAAAGAUUAUUCAACUACGGUCGUAAUGCAAACCACUAUCGGUGGGUUUUUGAGCCCGUUGGGUUGGGCUCCGUGGGUUACAAACGUUACCCCGCCAAGAACCAUUUUCUACGCCGAGUAUCAAAAUACUGGGCCUGGAUCCAACACCGCGGGUCGGGUUAAAUGGGCCGGGUACCAUCCCAGUCUCACAGCAACAGAAGCGGCCAAGUAUAAUGUACAGUCAUUUAUCCAGGGCCCAUCUUGGUUGCCUGGUAAAACGGUGCCGUUUGAUUCAACCUAAUAAAUAUGGUUGUGAAUUGAUUUUUUACACGUUUUUUUAUUUUAUUUAACUAACGAUUUGUGGAUUUGUAUUAUUCAUUUUGUCACAAAAAAAUUGUAAUAAUUAAUGGGUUUCUUUUGUAUGACACUUUUUUUUAUAUUGCA
Molecule: messenger RNA, 1865 nt
Organism: Erythranthe guttata (spotted monkey flower)
Lineage: Eukaryota; Viridiplantae; Streptophyta; Magnoliopsida; Lamiales; Phrymaceae
Product: pectinesterase 3
Biological process (GO): cell wall modification
Molecular function (GO): pectinesterase activity; enzyme inhibitor activity
Source: RefSeq, a predicted model, not a curated record